AUGCCUCUUCACAAAGUACUAUUCUGGAGCGGCUUCGGCAUUGCCGUUCGUUUGUGGCAACUCGGCAUUGAAAUGCGCCCAUUAUUCCAAAAGCAGGCACUAUGGGUUUAUCCUCUAUUUGCGACGGUGGGCGGCAGUUUCGGAUAUUGGCUCGAAGGUGUUGAUAAAAGACAAAUGGCCAUCCUGGCAGAGCGGAAAAGGAGUCUGCUGGAAAAGCGACAACGGAGAGUAGAGAGGGAAGCCGCAGAGGGGGGCGCGGGGCUAUGA
Messenger RNA from Histoplasma capsulatum G186AR, 267 nucleotides. RefSeq names its product NADH-ubiquinone oxidoreductase. Bases 1 to 267 code for a protein of 88 amino acids. The transcript is spliced from 2 exons. NCBI's taxonomy places the organism in Eukaryota, Fungi, Ascomycota, Eurotiomycetes, Onygenales, Ajellomycetaceae. The record is from RefSeq and is a predicted model, not a curated record.